Oryzias latipes (Japanese medaka) is the source of this 2902-nucleotide messenger RNA. It is a transcript of the gene otop2, whose product is annotated as otopetrin 2. NCBI's taxonomy places the organism in Eukaryota, Metazoa, Chordata, Actinopteri, Beloniformes, Adrianichthyidae. Gene Ontology annotation, biological process: proton transmembrane transport. Gene Ontology annotation, cellular component: membrane. The record is from RefSeq and is a predicted model, not a curated record. Gene Ontology annotation, molecular function: proton channel activity.
AACAUGGAGGAUUUAGAUCACACAUUGUUUAGGACAAGGGCGGCGAUUUAAAAAAAAGUGGUUAUAGGGUUGUUAAGUAAAGAAAAUCCAUCAUUGUGUGUUUUUUUUUGAAGUAGGCAGCCACAAUUAAAAUGUACUAUAUAGUAAAAAAAAUAGUUUUUGAACAAAAGAAAAAAGUCUUGUUUUUUUGGGGAACUCAUGACCAAAAUAUUCCUGAAACUGCAUUUUGAAUUUUACGCAAUAUUAUGAGUUCAACACUGUGUUUGGUGAUAAUAUGUUGUUUUGCAAAACAGAUGGACAUUUAUGACUCUUUGCACGUAAACACUUGUGUUUUGGGAGUAUAUAAAAGCCUUGGCAGCUUCCUCUGCUGUCAGGAUCUCUCUACAUCAGGUAGGCUUACAGAAGUCCCAAAACUUUUGGUUCAUUUUCAUUUAAAAAAAAGGGUUGCUUCUCUAAUUUUCACUUAGCAAGCUUUUUGGAUUUUUUAUUGAAAAGCGUUUCUGUUUUGAAUGCUUUACACAUCUUUAUGUCACUAAUUGUUUUUGUGAGAGAGGGAGGAGAUUUGUGAUGCAAAAAAAUCACUCAAGUCUUGUGGAAUUCUUUUUUUUUUUUUUUUUUUGGUGAUGAAGCAGAGGGAUUUGCCUUUACAAGGACCCAGUGAGCGGGUGUAGCUGAUAAACCUGAAAUAUCUCAUAUCUGGUUCCAGGUGCAGGGCACUGACUCAUUUGUGAAGGAUCCCAGAGAGAGGAGGCAUGUGUUUCAACCCCGGAUACGCAUGUGAAUGUUUGGCUAGCGGCAAUCUGUGCGAGCCCUGCAAGAUGACAGCCAAAGACAGAGAUAUGGAGGAGGCGCACCUCUCCAACAACAUAAAUGCUGCAGGUCGAGCUGCGAGCGAACCCGAGCUGAACGUCUCCUCUGAAGUUGGUCGGGACCGGGGUCGGAGCUGGGGAUGGAUGCUGUCUGCAUUCAUCUGUCUGAACAUUCUCAUUCUGGGAUGUGCUUUAGUCAGUGGCAGUGCUUCCAAUAAUGUUAAAAUCAGCACCUCAGAUCUGCAAGUUUUUCUCAUCAUCCUCCUCCUCCUCACCUCCAUCUGGAUGAUCUACUACACCAUCUACAUGCGCAGGACAGAAAAUGCUGUCAUCUACAAGGAUGAGCACGCUGGACCCAUAUGGCUCAGAGGAGGACUUGUGCUGUUUGGGAUCCUCAGUAUCAUCAUGGACAUUUUCAAGAUUGCUAGUUAUGUGGGAUACCUUCACUGUGAUUCAGCUGUUAAAGUAGCCUUCCCGGUGGUACAACUUGUCUUUGUUAUCGUGCAGACAUACUUCUUGUGGAUCCACUCGAAAGACUGCGUUCAGCUCCAAAAGAACAUUUCAUGCUGUGGGCUGAUGCUCACCCUUUCCACAAAUUUAGCUUUAUGGAUGGCUGCAGUGACAGAGGAGUCCCUUCACCAAACAGUUCUUCCUGACUAUGAGGUCAAUGUCACAAAAUUAUCCGCCAGAAGCUUGUACAUCAGCAAAGCUGGUUAUGGAGACGACUCCUGUAAAUGCAGCCACACCUCAUGUGGAGUCUUCAAGGAGGCCUAUUACUAUCUCUACCCCUUCAAUAUCGAGUAUAGCCUCUUUGCCUCUGCCAUGUCCUUCGUCAUGUGGAAGAACGUGGGGCGGGUAGCGUCUGAACACAGCAAGCACAACUUCAAAUUCACCCUUAAAGACAUCGUCAUCGGCCCUGUCGUGGGGAUCCUUCUAGUGAUAGCAGGCUUGGCCACAUUCAUUGUGUAUGAGAUUGAAAUGAAAACGUACAGGUCUGAUGAUGAUGAUAUUAAUGACCACGCUGUGAUGAUGCACUUCAUCAUGAAUAUCGUCAUCGUGACCAUGAUGUCUGUUUCCACUGUGAUCGGCUGUGCCAUCUUUAAGGUGGAUCACAGGGAGCACGUGUCAGAGAAAAACCCCACCCGCAGCCUGGAUGUGGGACUGCUAGUGGGGGCCUCCAUGGGGCAGUUCAUCAUCAGCUACUUCUCCAUCAUUGCGACGAUUGCCACCGGAGCCAAAGGACACCUGAACAGGCUCAACCUGGCCUGGGGUGUACUGAUGGUGUUCCAGCUGGGCUUGCAAAACUUCUUUAUCAUUGAAGGUCUGCAUCGAGAGCCCUUCCAUGAAGUGGAGGAGCCUAUCACUGUAGUUGAGAAUCCAUAUGUACUGGAACUGCGAAAAGAGGACAAUAACAGUAAUGAAAAAUCGGAGGAGAGUUGCUUUGAAGGAGCAGAAGAUAGCAGGUUGGAAAAAACAAAUGCGAGCACCUUUGAAAGGGGGGAAGGCGCUGCAAAACCAAAUCUUGUCCCAGCAACUCUAAACUACAGCAGUGCAACUGAGCACAAACACAAACUACUCUGGAAACGGCGAGUGUUGAGAGAGGUCUGCGUGUUUUUGCUGCUGGGAAACAUCAUUCUGUGGAUCAUGCCUGCUUUUGGUGCUCGCCCUCAGUUCGAUCAUGACACAGAAGUGGAAUUCUACAAAUUUAACAUGUGGGCUGCUAUUGUGAACGUGGGACUUCCUUUUGGGAUAUUUUACAGAAUGCACUCAGUUGCCAGUCUAUUUGAAGUGUUUCUGAAUUCAUAAAACAGUAGCUUUGAAUGUGUUCAGGGCAGCUAUUAGGGACAUUCAAUUGUUUUGUAUAAAGUGAUUUAUAAGCAUAUCUUUUAUGUGAAAUAGCCGGUAAUGUUACUAUGUUUUUGAUAGUCUUGUUAUUUUUUUAGUGUGAGUAUGUUAUUGCAUGAAAGCAUUCAAAAUUUUAUUUUUUAGAAUUAAUCACAAUAACUCUGUAUAACCUAUAGCUCAUAUUGUGCAAUUUAAUUAUGUCUAUUCAAAAUAAAAUGCAAAUAAAAGUUUGAAUUAUUUUCUUGCAA